AUGAUCUUGUUUUUCUUUUUCACUGUUCUACUACCAACUAUUUUUGCUAAUGAACCUGUCGUAGUUCAUACUCAGUAUGGUGACAUAUUAGGAUAUCAGACGAAUCUAUCUCGAGUAUUCUAUGGAAUUCCCUUUGCUCAACCACCUGUAGGCCCAUUGAGGUGGGAAGCACCUGUGCCGGUGGUCAGAUGGGCUCCGAAAAUGGUCAAUGCUACACAACCACCAUCUGCUUGUCCACAACCUCCUGUGCCACAAUCAAAACGAUUAGUAAGAUAUGCCAAUCCACAAAUUAUGUCUGAAGACUGUCUUUAUUUGAAUAUUUUUACACCAUUAUCGAGUAACUUGUUAUCGACGAAUCCUCUUCCUGUGAUGAUUUUUAUUCCUGGUGGUGAUUUCCAAUUUAAUUCUGCUUCGGCCUCAGCCUAUGAAUCUGAGCACUUAGUCAAUAACACAAAUAUUAUUAUUGCCCUAAUCCAGCAUCGAUUAGGUGUUCUUGGGUUCUUGGCAACCGGUAACGGUCCUAAUGAUAUCAAGGGCAACUAUGGAAUACUCGAUCAACGUCUGGCGAUCGCUUGGGUGAAACAGAAUAUUGAUGCAUUUGGAGGUGACCCUAAUCAGAUAACGCUAUUCGGACAAAGUUCUGGUGCGCAGUCAACUGCUCUUCAUUAUGUGACAAAAGAGAUGCAAUCAUAUUUUCAACGUGCAAUCAUUCAAAGUGCUCCGAUGAAUUUUCCAUUCAAAACAUACUUGGAGAAUGUACCCACCGUUGUCCUUCUCGCUGAGCAAUUACAUUGUUCUCCAAAUGAUUUCGCAUGUUUUCGAGCUCGCUCAGCUGAUGAAAUUAUCACUGCUCAGAAUCAAGUAAACCAAAAACUAACUUCAUUGGAUCUUCUACUUCUUCUCGAACCAUGGCUACCAGUUAUUGAUAAUGAUAUUGUUCAUGGAACGCUUAUUUCUACAAUAAGGAAUGUAUCAUUUCCACUCAAACCAUUGAUAAUUGGUUCGUUAACUGACGAAUGCUAUUAUAUGAUCUAUGGUGCAUUAAAAAAGAAUGUAACAGUGAUUGAAUAUAUGGCUAUGGGCGUUGGUCUUUUUGGUGAAAAGGCCUUGAAAAUUCUUGAACAUUAUCCACCUUUGCCUUCAGGUGAUCAACGACCGAAUAUCGCCAAGAUAGCGACAGAAUGGAUCUUCACUUGUUCAACUCGUGUUUUCGCUCGAAAAGCGGCCACAUAUUCCUAUGUUUUCGGUUAUCCUGAUAAUACACUCAAUUCACUCAACUGCAAAGAUCACGCUUGCCAUGCAGAUGAACUACCCUAUAUCUUUCAAUCGUUUUGGGACCGGUUCACUGACGUUGGUCGAUACAUAUCUCAUGGAAUGGCUACUUAUUGGACAAACUAUGCCAAGAGUGAAAAUCCGAAUGAACCUUCGAGUGUGCCUGUAUCGUGGCCAAAGUACACAAGUGGAAACGAAACGUACAUGUACAUUCAAAAUCCUUUUCAAGUGGGACAAAGCUAUGUGAAAAGUGAUUGUGAUUUAUGGGAUGAAAUCGGUUACAAAUAA
Molecule: messenger RNA, 1560 nt
Organism: Adineta ricciae
Lineage: Eukaryota; Metazoa; Rotifera; Eurotatoria; Adinetida; Adinetidae
Source: the annotation of a GenBank genome assembly